Messenger RNA from Trichoderma harzianum CBS 226.95, 1447 nucleotides. RefSeq lists its product as hypothetical. Bases 437 to 1447 code for a protein of 336 amino acids. The transcript has 2 exons. The record is from RefSeq and is a predicted model, not a curated record. NCBI's taxonomy places the organism in Eukaryota, Fungi, Ascomycota, Sordariomycetes, Hypocreales, Hypocreaceae.
GGUGCCUGGAAACUCACCUGCAACGACCAGGGCGAGUUGACGUCGUCUUGGCAGAGUGGCUGGCUCUUGUCAAUGCUGUCGCGGCACUUGCAAUAAUGGCCUGACUUGUUGCUGGGGAUAGCUGGAUCUGUAUCGAAGGGGAUCUGAGAAGCGGUUAGCGAGACUGUUCGUUUCACGCCGUGACCGUGCUUUCUCGGGGUGUCUUUCUCUUCAUCUCUUUAAUAUCCUUUCCUCACUUUUUGUUUCCUUGUUUCUUGAACGAUUGUAGGCGACAGCGUAAUAAACGAGUGUUGAAGGACUUCUAUUCUAUACCACCGCUGGACGGGACCAUCUUUAAUAAUAAUCUUUUCUCUAUUUCUCUCGCUCUCGAAUCUCAUCUACUCGACAAUUGCUCUGGGGGCGUCCACUCAAAAAGACAUCGAAAACUCCAUUCAAAAUGCUGGCCAAAUUCAAUCUCGCGGCAUCUCUCCUCGCCGCCACCACUCUCGCCCAAGUCCCUCACGCAGCCUCCGUCCUCCGAACCGACGAUGUUCUCUCGACGCCAUACGCCUCGCUCCUCGGCUUCGGCGACGACACCAUGGCCGUAGCCCGCGGCCUGGACGAGAGAGCCACGGGAAACUCGAGUAUCCCGUCUGACGUUAAGCUUCUGCCAGACGGAUCGCUGGACUUUACUGCUUGGAAUAACCUCACGAACGCGGCUUGUCAGGCGCGCCUUGCGUCGCUUACACGGACUUCGAAUCCCUCGGGAGACUGCAUUUGCUAUAACUUGCCCAUGCUGGACGUUACUACUGGCAUGUUCGAGGCGGAUCUUCGGCUGUAUCGCGUUUCUGACCCGAGAGAUGACUUUGUUGGCGUGCCGCCCAGUGAGAUUCAGGUUGGCGUUGUAUACAAGGGCGCCAGCGUGACUCCUAUGAAGCCAGUGACUUCAGGGUCGAGCUCCAGCCCGCCUGUCAAUAUCACCAAGAGAGAUAGCAGCUCUUCCAACACCCCGACUCUGCUGCAGUCGUACAUGCUGGUCGGCCAAAUCGACAAGGACCAGAUGAAGAAUAACUUGUCCAUUGCCGAUCUCGAAGCUCUCGUCAUGCCCACCCUCACUCUCUCCGCAGUAACCUCCACCGGCGCCCGCAUCAGCUCCAACGUCUCCCUCAACGAAGCCGUCUUCCUCGUCGGCGUCUUCUCCAAAGACGUCAUCCUCUCCGACUUUGCCGCCGCCCAACAAGCCGUCUCCCUACAGCAAGCCGGUCUCAAAAACGGUACUGUCGCCUUUGUCCUUCCAGGAGUCAACCUCAUGAUUUUCCCCACCGGCCUUGUCAUCACUGGAACCUGGUUGCUCAUUGGCUUGGCCGUCUACGGGUUCGGCACGUAUGAGAGAAUCCAGCAUGUUACGGCUUAUAAGCGAAGAGCCAUGCAUGCUACCAGGGAUAACGCCGCCUAUCGCACUUUUUAG